UUUGAAUCGCUCUAUCCAUUCCUUUCUUCCAAUUCCAUCCAUCAUCAAAUCCCCCUUUUCCCCCCUCCCUUCUCUCUCUCUCUCUAGGGUUCCAUUUCCCCUUUUUGUUUCUGCAAAAGAGAUGACGACUCCUGGCGUGAGGAACAACUUCUUGCCUCCGGGUUUUGUUUCGAAUCUACAGGAUGUUCUUAAGAAGAAAGGGAAUAAUGAAGAUGAUGAUGAUAAAUCGAAUGAUAAAAAGGAUGAUGAAUCUGCUGCUACCGUACAAUCUUCUUCUUCUUCUCCUGAUGAUUAUGAUCCUUCUAAGCCUGUGAUUUUUGUUACCAAUACCGAUGGGAUCGAUUCGCCUGGUCUUACGUGUCUCGUUGAAGCUCUUGUUGCUCAAGGUCUCUAUAAUGUCAGUGUCUGCGCUCCUCAAGUGGAUAAAUCAUUGACUGGCCACUCGUUUUCAUACCAAGAAUCUAUUGCAGUGAGUACAGCUGAAAUCAAAGGUGCCACUGCGUAUGAGGUUUCUGGUACCCCUGUGGAUUGUGUUUCUUUAGCAUUAUCUGGGGCAUUGUUUGCUUGGUCAAAGCCACUUCUGGUGAUUGUUGGAGUUAACAAGGGUCCAAGCUGUGGGCAUGAUAUGUUUUACUCGAGUGCCGUAGCUGGAGCUAGAGAGGCCUUAUUUAGUGGGGUUGCAUCUUUAUCGCUAUCCCUUAGCUGGAAAAAGGGUGAAAGUCAAGAAAGUCAUUUCAAGGAUGCUGUUUCUGUGUGCUUGCCGGUAAUAAAGGCAGCCAUAAGAGAUUUAGAGAAAGGGAGCUUCCCCAAAAGUUCUUCGUUGCAUAUAACCGUUCCUACAUCCCCUUCAGAGAACAAGGGAUUCAAGUUAACGAAGCAGAGUUUAUGGAGGUCGAAACCAAUUUGGCAAGCUAUUGCAGCCAACAGGAAUCCUGCGGCUUCACGUUUUAUGGCCAAUCAACCAGGCAUGGGUUUGCAGCUUGCACAGCUUGGUCGAGAUGCAUCUGCAGCAGGUGCAGCACGACGGUUAAACUCACAGAAGAAGAGUUUGGAGGUUGUUGAAUCAGUUGGGGUAGCGGGGAAAGCCGACCUUAAUAGGAUAGUGAAGUAUUUCAGGCUAGAGUUGCAAGAUACCAACCAAGAAGACACAGAUGAGAAUCUUGAUUUCAGAGCCCUACAGAACGGAUUCGUCUCGGUUACUCCAAUCUCAGUUUCUUCGGUGAUUGAGCCCGAUAUUGAAACAGCCGCAUCCAAAUGGAUUUCUGAUGCGCUUCAAUCCGAUAACUGAAGUGCAAUAGUCGAGGGCGAUCGAUCUAUGUACAUUUGAGGACGGAAAUCGGGUAUUUUCAGAUUUUAGUAAUUAUUUGAAGAAAUUGACAUCAUUGUUGAGUUUGUGUUGUUGAGGUAGAUUUUCAAGCUUCAUUUUUAUUUAUAUUGGGCAAGAAAAUGCUUCCCCACAAAGAUUGUGUGACAUGUUGUAAAAGAGGACCUUUUUGGCCUUUUGAUUAUUUAUUGAUGGCAAACUUGUCACCAAUUUGGUUUUUAUUUUUUUAUUUUUUAUUUAAAUGUAAUGUUGAUUUGGAAUUGUAACUUUAAAUAGUUUGUUUGUUGUUUAAAAAUUCAUGUAUUUAAUGCUAUAUUUUAAGGUUAUUGAUUCUUUUUUUU
Messenger RNA from Cynara cardunculus var. scolymus (artichoke), 1665 nucleotides. RefSeq names its product 5'-nucleotidase SurE. The record is from RefSeq and is a predicted model, not a curated record. Gene Ontology annotation, molecular function: nucleotidase activity. Lineage: Eukaryota; Viridiplantae; Streptophyta; Magnoliopsida; Asterales; Asteraceae. The transcript has 10 exons. Bases 122 to 1288 code for a protein of 388 amino acids.